Messenger RNA from Diachasma alloeum, 1408 nucleotides. RefSeq lists its product as uncharacterized. The record is from RefSeq and is a predicted model, not a curated record. Lineage: Eukaryota; Metazoa; Arthropoda; Insecta; Hymenoptera; Braconidae. Gene Ontology annotation, biological process: regulation of translational initiation. The coding region runs from base 201 to 1247 and encodes 348 amino acids. Gene Ontology annotation, molecular function: translation activator activity. The transcript is spliced from 6 exons.
UCAUUGGUCCAUCUACAUGUGUAUAGUCUGGUAAUUAACGACCAAUGGAAUACAACAGUCCGUGAAUACUUUCCCGUACAGAACGGCAUUCAUCCGCGAUAAAACGGUACAUCAUUAACGUUAUUCUCAUUUUUAGUGAAUGGUGGAGGUCGUUAAUCAGGUGUCAUAAGUUAAUCAAGGUGUUCAAGAGCGAGUAAAUAAUGACGACCGUUGGGAAAGGUCGAGGCUGGAGUAGACAUACCGAGGAACCAGUCCUGAGAAAACCCGGGCCACCCCCAAGACCCAGAGACGAAUUAAUCGAGAGAAUUCGAGGGAUUGACAUCACUGACGUGGCCGCCAUCAAAGAAUCAUCGAGUCCAGCGGCUGAAAUAGUCCCGGACAAGCAGAAUCUGACGAAAAUCACCAAGCUUUAUAAUGAAGCUCUUGAGGACAGGAAUUUUACCCCAAACCUGCUGGCGAUUUUUCAUAAUCCCAGCAAUAAUCUUCCGGCUUUUUUGACACUGCUGCAGCCUGAUUAUGAAAGGCGAGAAGCCUUUUCGAAAAACUCACCCUCUAAAUUCCUAAAUUUUGUAUAUAUAAUGGGAGAGAUUGUCCAACGACCUACUACAUUCCUUCCUGGUCGCAUUAACGAUGUCUUCAUAUCUGCGAUCAUCGAUUUAUGUAAAAUUUUAUUGGAGUCCUCCGAAGAGGACGAAAUCGAAGUUGUCAUGAACCAGAUUUGGCUCAACGGAGAAAGACUGAAUGCAGCUCAACCGAAGGAGCUGUCAGAAUUACUGAGUAAGAUCAAAGGUGUUCUGAUAUCCAGAAACUUGAGCACUCGAUCGAGAGCGAUGCUCCUGUACACAAUCGAAAUUUCGCAUAAUAAUUACUCGACAUCACUAAACUCUGAUCUCGAAAAAUUCUACGAAUCACAUUUGAGCAAGGAGACGAUCGGUGAGUUGAUUGAACGGAGGAAUUUGGCAUCGGUUAUUGAAGCUAGAAAUUUGGAACCAAAAAUUCCGGAGCUCAAAAUUCCGGAAAAACAAUCCCCCCCUCGCUUCAACCUCAAUAAACCCAAAAAACCAGAGGAGAAGGAGCCUCAGAAGCAUCCUCAACCCAACCCAGGCCGUCCCCGAGCCAUCCGAGGUUCUGGAGUCAACGGGAGUCGUGACGAGGAGAAAAAAAAUCCCAAGAAGUCACCCUCUUCCAACUGGUCGGAUGGAAAAAAGGGAUGGGGACAUGAUGACCGUUUCGAGAGAGAUUACUAAGACUCACGAGUGCAUAAUUAAAACUUUCGAAGUUUCGAGUUUUAUCAAGUCUUUGAUAUUAUUUUUGUUUCCAAUCUGAAAAACUGAUUUUUUGUUCAUUGUCAUUUAAACUUGCAUAAUGAAUGAGUAAUCUCAACUUUAAUAAAUUAAUUUUUUAUUCA